AUGAGCGGCUCAGCGCCACCACCGUUCAAGGUGCCAGGACACGAGUGGGAUCCCGUCCGCAAACGCUUCUUCAAGUCCCAACCCGCCGCACAGCCGCAGCACAUCCCUGGACCUCGAGGGGCCGGCAGCUCAGCUUCGGGCACGGGUCUAAGCUCGAAGCGCAAUCGGCGGGGACGGGGACGGGGACGCGACGAUGCCCCACCUUCGCCCUCGCCCAACCAGGCCCAAGAGUGGCGCGACCACGCGAGCAGGACAAGAGAGGCGCUGCGGCAUCGUCUCGGCAUCGCCGCCCGCCCUGGCAUGGCGGGGUCCAUGGCCUCAUUGAGGUCGGCCGGAAGGCUCACACUGCACGAAUCCACUCGCCGCCUGGCCAACCCAGCUCGCCACAUCGCUUCCCGUCUGUCGCUCUCGCACCGCGUUAGCCUACCUUUCCUCGGCGCGCCAACGGCCGACAGCGCCAUCAAUCACCUUGCCCUCGGAGAGGACGCCGGCUGCCUCUACGCCAGCUCCCGCACGUCGACGUACCGCGUCGACCUCAUACCCCUCGACCACCCCGGCGCAGACUCCAGGCCCUACUUUUCCCUCGUCUGGCACGAAGGCGGUGCGAGCGUCGUCGUCGAUGCCCGCUGCCCGCGGCCCGGUUUCAGGAAGCAGACGCUCCACUCUCGUCAGGCCGGCUGUCAGAUCCAGAUCGGCAUGGACCGCGGCUCGCCGCACGUCUACCUCCGGUCAGGGAGCAGUCCGUUCUGUAGCGAGCCUAUCCGUCUUCAUGCCAAGGCAAAGGGUGACCUGCUGUGCAGCGCGGUCCGCGACGACCCGCGACGACGCACCCGGCGCUUUUCGGUGCGAGCAGAGGACAUGCGCACGCCCCACGUCCUGCCCUGCGCCGAGCUCGGGCUUGCCUACGGCAUCGGCCCCGUCGUCAUGGUCGGAUCGAUCCGUGAGGAAAAGACUUUUACCCUCUCCGACGCCCGCCGUCUGGGGAGCGACGCGAUGUGCGUCUGCUUCGCCACCGAUACCCGGGUCUACGCCGGCCUGCGUUCCGGCCGCGUCGUCGGCUUCGACGUCGGACGAACGGAUCAGCGCGAUGCGCCACCAAGGGGAUCCCAUGAUGCUGGCUUCGAAGAGCUGGCGCAGGGCGCGGGCUCUGUUACGCACGUGGUGGGCGUGGGCGAGUCGGAGCUGCUCGUCGCAUGGACGACGGGUGAGAUGCGUCUGGUCGACCUCGUCACCAAGCAGACCAAGGUCAGCUUCGUCGGCCACGUCAAUAGCUACACGUUCAACCUGGCACUCGCAGUCGACGCGCAUCACCGCCUCGUCGCGUGCGCGGGGCAAGACGACCAGGUCCGCAUCUGGAGUCUCGACGAUCCCGAGCCUCUUUCUUCUUCCUCCUCCUCCUCCUCUGGCAGCGGCGGCGAUGCCAACCCGAACCUGGGACAGGAUGGCAGCAGGAUCGACGGGCAUUCCGCCCGUGCGUCGUCCGAUGCCGCGGCGGAGGCUCAGCCGGAACAGGGUCGACGGCUCCACGGCUUCAGAUGGAACAACGGAGCGGCGGAACGCGUCGGCGCGCUGCAGUGGACGCCACGCUUCGACGACCUCGUCGUGGCCAGACAGCAGGCUUUCACCACGUCGUCGUCGGCGGCGGGGCCGAAUCGUCGACGAGUCAUCGGUGGUGGUGGUGGUGGCGGUGGCGGCCACAGUCGGGCUCAGGAGGGCCUAGAUGACGACGACGACGACGACGACUUUCUCGCUACGCUAUCCCACGGUCCUCCCGCCCUCAUCGUCGCAGCUGGCGACCAACUGUACUUUUACGAAUGA
Pseudozyma flocculosa PF-1 is the source of this 1818-nucleotide messenger RNA. RefSeq lists its product as uncharacterized. The record is from RefSeq and is a predicted model, not a curated record. The coding region runs from base 1 to 1818 and encodes 605 amino acids. Gene Ontology annotation, molecular function: protein binding. Gene Ontology annotation, cellular component: Cul4-RING E3 ubiquitin ligase complex. The transcript is spliced from 7 exons. NCBI's taxonomy places the organism in Eukaryota, Fungi, Basidiomycota, Ustilaginomycetes, Ustilaginales, Ustilaginaceae.